AUUCAAAUACGCGUCUUUCUUAUCUUUAUCAUCAAUAUGUCAUCUCAACUCUGUGAUUUCACCACCAACAAGAUUGUACAUCUUCUUAAGAAUGAUUAUAUGCCUGCUGAGAUCGUGCGAAGCAUUGAGUAUCACCUGUGUAUAUUGAAUUCAAUGAAAUCUUCACUGUUUUGAAACUGCUAGAGAACUCUGUUCAAUAUGUGAUAUAAAGUCAAAGAUCAUAUCAGAUAUCUCUUCAAUUCUGAAGAGAUUUGAUGGAGAUUUUGAAGCUUUUUUGUAUCAUGCAGUUGAGAACUUCAUAAGAGAAAAAGAUAUAAAAGAAUAUUUCAGAUCUACUUAUAUAGAAUAGUAUUGUAAUAAUUAGAAAGAUUCAGAUUAUAAUUCAUUAUAAUAUAAAUUUAGAAGUAAAAGCAGUAUGAGAUCUGUUCUUAUCACUAUAAAUAGUGAAUAAAGAGGAUUUGAAUUUCUGCAAUUUUGUCUGUUAUAAUGGACUUUUUAACCCAUCUCUUAUAAUUUGAAAUAUACUCUUGUCAAUAUUCAUAUGAAGCAACUGUUCCCUUGUCAAUCAAUUGAAGUAUUCAUCAAAUUGAGGUAUUGGACUGCUUUGAAUUGGAGAUGGAACAGCGGAUUCGAUGGAAGAUUCAACGGCGGAUUCGAUGGAAGAUUUCAACAGUGUAUUCGAUGGAAGAUUCAAACAGUGUAUUCGAUGGAAGAUUCAACAGUGUAUUCGAUGGAAGAUUUCAAGGGCGUAUUCGAUGGAAGAUUCAACGGUGGAUUCGAUGGAAGAUUUCAACAGUGGAUUCGAUGGAAGAUUCAACGGUGGAUUCGAUGGAAGAUUUCAACAGUGUAUUCGAUGGAAGAUUCAACGGUGGAUUCGAUGGAAGAUUUCAACAGUGGAUUCGAUGGAAGAUUCAACGGUGGAUUCGAUGGAAGAUUUCAACAGUGGAUUCGAUGGAAGAUUCAACGGCGGAUUCGAUGGAAGAUUUCAACAGUGUAUUCGAUGGAAGAUUCAACGGUGGAUUCGAUGGAAGAUUUCAACAGUGUAUUCGAUGGAAGAUUUCAACGGCGGAUUCGAUGGAAGAUUCAAACAGUGUAUUCGAUGGAAGAUUCAACAGUGUAUUCGAUGGAAGAUUUCAAGGGCGUAUUCGAUGGAAGAUUCAACGGUGGAUUCGAUGGAAGAUUUCAACGGCGGAUUCGAUGGAAGAUUUCAACAGUGUAUUUGAUGGAAGAUUUCAACAGUGGAUUCGAUGGAAGAUUCAACGGUGGAUUCGAUGGAAGAUUUCAACAGUGGAUUCGAUGGAAGAUUCAACGGUGGAUUUGAUGGAAGAUUUCAACAGCGUAUUCGAUGGAAGAUUCAACGGCGGAUUUGAUGGAAGAUUUCAACAGUGUAUUCGAUGGAAGAUUCAACUGUGGAUUCGAUGGAAGAUUUCAACAGUGUAUUCAAUGGACGAUUCAACGGCGGAUUUGAUGGAAGAUUCAACAGCAGAUCUGGAUGUGGAUGAUAAUGAGAUUGUGAAUUCAGUUCUUCUAUUCCUUUCAUCAUAUAUUUCAUCAUCAUCACAUUGAUUAUCUCACUUGAGAAUGCCAUAUUGAAUGAAGUUGAAGCUGCCAGAGCUGAAGAAGGGAAUAUAAUCACUGACAUUUGAGAGAUCUGUAUAGAAGAAUUGAUUGUAGAAAUUAUAGAUUCAUUCUUCUAAUUCUUCUUCUUCUUUCUACUCAUUAAUCAUUUUGUCAUCUCUCUUGUUCUUUAUCUCAUUGAUAAUCACCCAUUCAUACAAUCUGUAUGAGAUGUCAGGCUCAGGUGUAGGGAUUCGCAGAUAUCAAGGAUCCUCAGACUGAGUCUCUAUAUCCUCCUCAUCCAUCUGCUCCUCCAUCUCAUCAUUGACCGGAUCCUCUCCAUUAUCCAGAACUUCUGGAACAGGUAGUUUGGGGAGACUGAGGCGCAGGGUAGGAGUCUCUGUACAGGCUUGCGAAGCAGCAGAACAGCGGGUGUUGUGAGGCAUAUUGAAAAAAGGGUUGAUUGAUAUAUGUGGAUUUGAUGAUAAAGGUAAGAAAGACGCGUAUUUGGAUGAUAUUUGAUUGAAAAAGACACGUAUUGGAUGAUAUUGAAUGAUUCUAGAGAAAUGCAGAUAUUUUGAUUUUUUGGUGGUGUUUUGCUACUAAUUUUCAGAGGGGGCUGGGAAAAUUCUGUUUUCGCAAGUAAUAUGUCCGCCACAAUAAUA
Messenger RNA from Blastomyces gilchristii SLH14081, 2222 nucleotides. RefSeq lists its product as uncharacterized. The transcript has a single exon. NCBI's taxonomy places the organism in Eukaryota, Fungi, Ascomycota, Eurotiomycetes, Onygenales, Ajellomycetaceae. The coding region runs from base 616 to 1566 and encodes 316 amino acids. The record is from RefSeq and is a predicted model, not a curated record.